Molecule: messenger RNA, 986 nt
Organism: Gastrolobium bilobum
Lineage: Eukaryota; Viridiplantae; Streptophyta; Magnoliopsida; Fabales; Fabaceae
Exons: 2
Coding region: 396-749 (117 amino acids)
Source: RefSeq, a predicted model, not a curated record
GCUUCUUGUUAAUCACCAAAAGACAAGAGGUAUUCAUUGUAAUCCUUGUUAUAUUAAACUACACAACAUUGGUGCUAUUAUAUAGCAAACCAAUUGAAGAAUACAAAGAGACACACUCAAUGUGGGACUUCUAUACUAUGUACAACAACACUCCCCCUCAAGCUGGAGCAUAUAGAUCGUAUGCACCAAGCUUGUUACAUAUCUGGUCUAUCCUAGGUCCUCUCAAAGACUUAGUAAAUACAUCAGCUAAUUGAUCAUUUGAGUUGACAAAACGAGUGACUAUAUCUCCUGAGAGAACCUUUUCCCUAAGGAAAUGACAAUCUAUCUCAAUGUGCUUAGUCCUUUCAUGAAACACUGGAUUUGAAGCAAUAUGCAAAGCAGCUUGAUUAUCACAAAUGAGAGAUGUUGGGCCAGUGUCUCCAAACUUGAGUUCCUUCAGUAGCUGUUUUAACCAGAUGAGUUCACAGGUAGCUGUGGCCAUGGAGCGAUAUUCUGCUUCAGCACUUGAUCUAGCAACUACACUUUGCUUCUUACUUCUCCAAGAAAUCAAGUUAUCUCCAACGAAUACACAAUACCCAGAAGUAGAUCUUCUAUCAAUAGGAGAACCUGCUCAAUCAGCAUCUGAGUAUCCUACAACUCUGGUGUGCCUAGGGAUUGAGAAGGAUCGGAAAUCUCUUGAAGCGAUAAAAGUAACUUGUUCUACAAGUAAGCGUAUUGGUAAAGCUUCAAGAGGUAAGCUCUAUGUUUAAGGAGUCUUUUCCUGCUUGAGUGCUCCACCAUGGUUAGUGAACUAUGGUUGGACUGUAUGACUGUGAUUUAGAUGCUUUGUAUAGAUGCAUUCAUAUAGAGUUAUUUGAUAACAUGAUAUGUUUUGCUCUGAUAUGACUUCUGUAAUAUGAUUUCUGUAACAAUCUCUAGCCAUUGAUUGUAUAGUACCCGGAUGUCCGCUUUGAGGUCCUCCCUCGGGACUGAUGGUGUACGCCUCU